AUGGGGCGUGGCACGGCCUGCGCCUCUGGCAAGUGCUGCCUAUGCCACAAAUUUCGCGCCAAGCAAUUCUCCGACAUCUCCACGGGCGAGGCCGGCAUCCUCCAGCAAGCCUUGACAGAGGCGCCGCAUCUAUUCCAUAUCCCUUUGCCACGAGACCUCGACGACGCCAUUGUCCGACAAGGCAAGAAGAGGCUUGCAGCCCCGACGGCGUCUCGAGUACGGAAGCAGCCGCGAAAACACAAACAAGCUCCGUCGCCAUCGCCGUCGUCGUCGCCGUCAUCAUCGCCAGCAGCCAACGGUCCGUUGCCCGACCCGUCUCGAGAACAGCUGCUUGUCAAGGCACGCAACAACUCACCACCUCGACUGUCCCCUGCCGCCGCCGACCUGGUCAAGACGUAUUCGCCGCACAGCGCAACCAGCGUGUUUGGAAACGGCCACGAGCUCGACAUUGGCCAGGUGGGUGGCUGCUCUACCGGCGGCGCCGUUCUGUACCACAAGGGCCAGUCGGUCGAUCCCAUCGUGCGCGAAAUCGAGAAUGCGUUGCCAUUUGUCAAUGGCACUAGGCACAAGGUCUAUCACAUCCUCCGCAUCGGCUCCAGAUGGGCCGCCAUUCUCCACCACUUUGGCCCCGUCGUCAACCGCGCCCCCGCGCAGCUCACCGGCCUUUCUCUGCCUGCUGCGAUCCGCAUCCAACUGGGAGAGAGCGUCGACUAA
Molecule: messenger RNA, 714 nt
Organism: Hirsutella rhossiliensis
Lineage: Eukaryota; Fungi; Ascomycota; Sordariomycetes; Hypocreales; Ophiocordycipitaceae
Exons: 5
Coding region: 1-714 (237 amino acids)
Source: RefSeq, a predicted model, not a curated record